This is a messenger RNA of Phaedon cochleariae (mustard beetle), 1181 nucleotides long. The record is from the annotation of a GenBank genome assembly. NCBI's taxonomy places the organism in Eukaryota, Metazoa, Arthropoda, Insecta, Coleoptera, Chrysomelidae.
AAAAAAAUAGAUAGGUACCUAGGUAAAAAUAUAAAAAAUUACUAACCUGUCCUGUGUCCUGUGUAAAUGUCCUGAUAGGUGCUAGAAAUCCAAAUUUUGCACGCACACACGUCGUUUUUUUAAUCAAAAAUUGCGACUGUCCCCACUGGCACAGUUUCUCGUGCACCCGAGCACAAAUUCUACUAGAACCUAUGGAAGCCAUCUCCAAGACUAUUGUGACUUGACAAUCGAGGAAUCGGCUCGCCGCAUAUCACCUUUCCAACCAACGUCUCGCGGGGCCGCGAUCUGCCAGUACCCCCAGUCCCCACGAACAGCUGAUUAGCGUCUUGAUAGCUCCUUCCUUCCCUUCAAUCCCUUCUUCCUUCUCAGUUCUUUCUAACCUCCAAACUUUGUCAUCAAAUCGAAAUGUCUGUUUCGCUUUUAACGCGUGUGAAUUUCGUAGUUAAUAGGCUCAAACAAUCAUUGAUCAAUACAUUUGGGCACAGAUAUCCACCAGACGGACUUUGUCUUGCUGGGAUAGAAAUCAAUCAUUUACCACAAAACGCCCCCAGCAGUCCGAAAUGGUCUUUGAAGGAAAUAAUCUCGGAAGGUUUCCUCUGGGCUGUUCCAAAACAUAGAAGAUCCAUAGAGAAGAGAAUGAAAAGGAAGUAUGGUUCCCCAGAGUAUGUUCUCAAAAUAUUAACUCCCAGAACAGACUUGAAGACAUGUAACGUUUGUGGGGACGACCACGAAGCUGGAGUUUUAUGCCCAACUUGCUAUAAAAGAGUCAUAGAAGAAACCAAAGCUAUGCAAGAAGCAAUACAGAGUGAGUUGAAAUUGGAGCCAGUGGAGAAGGAAGUGGUGGUACUCUAUGAAGGUGAAAAGAAUAACAAACCUGAAGAGUUCUUUGAAGGAAAGAGGAUAGUGGAGAUGCAAAAGCAGAGACCAGCAUGGUUUAGUAAGAAUUUGUUACAGCAGACCACACAAAAAGGUGCAACUACCACUGAAGUCAAACCUACUGAUCUAGGAUAAAAAAAUCAUCAUUAUUAUUAUCAUGGAGUGAAGAAAAAUGUUGUAGUUCUCACUGUACUCUGUGAAGGUAUUUGUACCAUACAAGUAUACAUGCUAACCAUUGGCAAACAGAAGUGAAAACAUCAAUAAAUGUAUAAUUUAUAUGCUGUAUAUCAUAUUAUUAUUCAUGC